UCAAUGUCAAAAAACAAAUGCAGAAUUUUGUAAAAUUGUGAUAAAAUCAAGAAAAUAAAUUCAAGAAAAAUAUUUCUUAGCCUGCUCUUGUAAUAUUUAUUUUUAUUUAAUUAACCGCUCUUUUUUUAUUAGGAGCGAUGUUUGCACUUCGUGUAAAAUUGCGGUUCUGUACAAAUGUUAAUAGGUUAUGUUUUAAUUCCUUCAAAAGUGGUAAUAUUUUAGCUGCAAGUAGCAUUGCAGCAAGUAAAAGACAUGGAUACAAUCAUUUUAUAACACCUAAACCUUUCCAAAGACAGUUCAGCACAGCUACAGAGCAAGCAGAAUCUCUGAAAGGAAAUGCUGAAAAAAGAGAGUUUCAAGCUGAGACACGUAUGCUGCUAGAUAUUGUUGCUAGAUCUUUAUAUUCAGAUAAAGAAGUUUUUAUCAGGGAACUGAUCUCAAAUGCCAGUGAUGCACUGGAAAAAUUCAGAUACCUCUCAGUGAGUGGUGUGCAAGACUCCGGACAGUUGGUGGAGGUGGACAGGCCCCUUGAAAUUCACUUGACCACCGACAAACAGAACAGAACUAUAACAUUCCAGGAUUCUGGUAUUGGCAUGACUAAAGAUGAACUUACCCAAAAUUUGGGCACAAUUGCUCGAUCAGGUUCAAAGUCAUUCAUUGAAGAGAUCAAGAAACAGGGAGCAGAACAGGCCAGUUCCAUUAUAGGACAAUUUGGAGUGGGAUUCUAUUCAGCAUUCAUGGUGGCUGAAAAGAUUGAUGUAUUUACAAGAAGUAGUCGAGCAGAUUCAGUUGGAUAUAAGUGGACUUCAGAUGGGUCUGGCAUGUAUGAGAUUCAGGAAGCUGAAGGAUUGCCUGUUGGUACAAAAAUUAUUGUACAUUUAAAAACUGACUGCAGGGAAUUUUCUGAUGAUGAAACUGUCAAGAGCAUAAUUAAAAAAUACAGCAACUUCAUUGGCAGCCCCAUUUUCUUGAACAAGGAACAAGUCAAUUCUAUUAAGCCUCUAUGGUUAAUGGAGCCAAAAGAAGUAACACAUGAGCAGCACUCUGAAUUCUACAAAUUCAUUAGCAACUCAUAUGACAAGCCUCGUUUCACUCUGCAUUACAAAACUGAUGUCCCACUUAGCAUUAGAUCCAUUCUGUAUGUGCCAGAAGGAAAACCAGGAUUGUUUGAACUAUCCAGAGAUUCUGAUGUUGGAGUUGCAUUGUAUUCGAGAAAAAUAUUGAUCAAAAGCAAGGCUGAAAAUAUUUUACCUAAGUGGCUAAGAUUUGUUAAAGGUGUUGUUGAUUCCGAAGACAUUCCACUCAACCUAAGUAGGGAGUUGCUGCAAAACAGUGCUUUAAUUACAAAGCUGAGAACUGUUUUGACAAACCGUUUCCUUAAAUUCAUGAUAGACAUGGCACAGAAAGAUCCAGUGGGAUAUGAUAGCUUUUAUAAGGAUUAUUCUAUAUUUUUGAAAGAAGGAAUUGUUACUAGUCAAAGUCCAAUGGAAAAGGAGGAAAUAUCUAAGCUGCUUCGUUUCGAAUCUUCGAAAUUAGAGAAUGGUUCCCGAACAUCACUAUUAGAUUACAGUGCUCGCCAGAAGGACGACCAAAAAUGCAUUUACUACUUGGCAGCACCAAGCCGUGAAUUGGCGCAGUCUUCGCCGUACUACGAAUCUCUAAAAAAGAGAGACGUGGAAGUUCUUUUCUGCUAUGAAAUGUACGACGAGUUAGUACUUCUGGAACUCAAAUCAUUUGGCGGCAGGCAGUUGGUGUCUGUAGAAAAUGAUAUGCAGAAAGAGGCGUCAGACAGUGAAGAGGCAGUCAUAGGCAGUGAGAGCUUACAAAAGUCGCAGGUGGAUGAGCUUGUUACAUUUUUGAAGUCCAAUUUGGCCGGCAAAGUGUUCGAAGUGCGCACUACCCAACGCCUCGACUCACACCCCUGUGUGAUCAUUGUCCCUGAAAUGGCGGCGGCGCGCCACUUCAUCAGGACCCAAGCUCAAAGCCUCAGCGAAGAGAACAGAUUUGCCCUUUUGAGGCCACAAUUGGAAAUAAAUCCUAAGCACCCCAUCAUCAAGAAACUCCACAAACUAGUCUCCAGUGAUAAAGAAUUGGCUAAUAUGGUGGCGCAACAGUUAUUCUCUAAUGCAAUGGUAACAGCCGGGCUCAUUAUGGAUCCAAGAAAUUUAAUAACACAUAUAAAUGAUCUUCUGGUAAAAGCUUUGGAAAAGCAUUAAAUUGUUACAUGAAUCUAUUGUUCAAUAAAAUUACUAUUAGAAAUAAA
Ostrinia furnacalis (Asian corn borer) is the source of this 2263-nucleotide messenger RNA. It is a transcript of the gene Trap1, whose product is annotated as TNF receptor associated protein 1. The record is from RefSeq and is a predicted model, not a curated record. NCBI's taxonomy places the organism in Eukaryota, Metazoa, Arthropoda, Insecta, Lepidoptera, Crambidae. The transcript has 13 exons. Bases 138 to 2216 code for a protein of 692 amino acids. Gene Ontology annotation, molecular function: ATP hydrolysis activity; ATP binding; ATP-dependent protein folding chaperone. Gene Ontology annotation, biological process: protein folding.